AUGUCUCAAAGCCUCAAGGAUGCACCGGGAAGCUCUUCCAAGCCGAAGAUUCAGAUUCCAGAGCGCACUGUAACAGCCUGGCGCGACUUUCAGUCCAUGGCAUCUGAGCAAGCCAUCGAUGACAAGACUACCGAGGGCGGAAAUACGCCACCAGCUCAGGAAGAGCGCCAACUGCACGAAAAGACUGAACAGAUGUUCAAGAAGUGGUCGGGUUUCGCAGAUGGACAAAAUAGCAGACCUCAGCCACAGCGCACGGUCAGCGGGACGCGCAUUAUGCCCCAAACGAUACACGAGGGUUCCACACAGAAGUCGAUAUCCCUGCUUGGCGACCCUAACGUUGACAGUGUUAUUUCGAAGGUCCAAGUUUUCAAGGGUGGCAUUACCGAUGUUCUUCCUGUGACCGACUUCCAGGCGCUUGCCAUUACAGGAACACUGCUCGAAUCGAAGUGGAUGCUGAACUACUUCUUCCUGGACGGAGAAGGGCCGCUUGACCUUCGAAAGCUUAAACAGGCGUGCUUCCGUAUCGUACAGGCCUUCGAUAUUUUAAGAACCGUCUUCGUGCCCUACGGAGAUCGCUUCCUUCAAGUUGUACUCAGGAAGCUUCAGCCUGAUUUCAUCUACCAAGAAACCGAUCAAAGCCUGGAUGACUUUACAACGGAGCUCCGUCAGAAAGACCGGGAACAUGGGCCUCGACUUGGUGAAGCAUUCGUUCAAUUCGUGGUGGCCAAACAAAAGAGUGGCGGCCGCUACCGUAUCUUCUUGCGACUUUCACACGCGCAGUACGAUGGUUUCUGCUUCGGGAAGAUGCUCUCUUCACUCCAAGCGGGCUACAACGGCUUGCCUGUUUCAACCACUCCCAGCUUCGGCAAUUAUGUCCGAGAAACCGCGAAGACGGUCGCAGGUGCCCACGAUCACUGGCGUGAGAUUCUACGAGGCUCAAAGAUGACUGAGAUUGUGCAUCGCUACGGCCCGAAUUACCAACGAUCAGCCGGACGCACUAUCACACUCAAGCAGACACUGACGGUUCCACUGUUGUCUAAAAUAAACAUUACCACGGCGACUGUCAUGAAGGCAGCGUGGGCAGCAACUCUCGCUCGCGUCGCUGGCAAGUCCGACAUCGUCUUUGGUCACGUUGUUUCUGGUCGCAGCGGUGGCGUGCCAAACGUCGAGAACAUUAUUGGACCUUGUCUCAACAUGGUGCCUGUCCGCGUGGUGUACCGCCCCGAGUGGACCGUAUUCGAUCUCCUCGGCUAUAUCCAAGAGCAACAGAUCAACAACAUGCCCUAUGAGUCUCUGGGCUUCCGGGAAAUCACGCGGAACUGCACAGACUGGCCCGACUGGACGAAUUUCUCCAGCGUGCUCCAGCACAACCAGAACAUCCAAUCAGAGGAUGCCACUCUUCAACUCGGCGGCAUCGAAUUCAAGAUUGGCGCUGCGGGCAAUCAAGAAGAUUUCGCUGACAUAUCAAUUCUCUCGACCUCGAAGGCUGGAAAUGAGGUUGAGGUGACUCUGACAUAUGCACCCAACAGCACGCUGACUGCCGGCUUCACGCAAAACAUCUUUGACAUGCUUUGCGCAAAUGUCAUUACCUUCUCCGAAGAUCCUUACACACUGCUGCCAGCUCAGUCGGAGAUUGGCUCUCAGAGCUCCACAACCAUCACGUCGGAACCGGCACGCAAGAAGUCUGACGAGAAGCAACCUCUGACACUUCCCACCGAUACCGGGCUUUCCAAGCAAGAGCUAGCUACAAUCUCGAGCAAGCUGCGCAGCGCGUGGGAGCAGAACCUCAGGAACGAGAACAAUGCGCCUCCCGCUAUGGACUUAGCAUCCGACUUCUUCAUGUUGGGUGGCGAUAUCCAGGGAAUCGCUCAGAUCGCUUCGAUCUUCGAUCAUGAAGAAGGCUGGAAGGUUCGUGUUGAGGACCUUCUCGAUAAGCCUGUCUUUGUGGACCAAGUGGGACUGCUGGCUGCGGAGCGAAAGAAGCAGAUUGAGAAAGAAGAGAUGAGCCCUUGGGGAGAGAAGGGCAAGGUUGCUGCCAAGGGGGUACUUGGCGACAAUGAGAGACUGGAGAGAAAACAAAGUGGCCUGGGCGCUUUGGCGAGGAAGAUCGGACUCAAGCGGAGGGACACUCCGAAGGAGUCGAAGUGA
Didymosphaeria variabile is the source of this 2148-nucleotide messenger RNA. RefSeq lists its product as uncharacterized. The record is from RefSeq and is a predicted model, not a curated record. Gene Ontology annotation, molecular function: catalytic activity. The coding region runs from base 1 to 2148 and encodes 715 amino acids. Lineage: Eukaryota; Fungi; Ascomycota; Dothideomycetes; Pleosporales; Didymosphaeriaceae. The transcript has 2 exons.